Molecule: messenger RNA, 6004 nt
Organism: Phalacrocorax carbo (great cormorant)
Lineage: Eukaryota; Metazoa; Chordata; Aves; Suliformes; Phalacrocoracidae
Source: RefSeq, a predicted model, not a curated record
GCCGGGUCCAUGCGGGAGGGGGAGGAGCUCCUCCCGCCCUACCGAGCGCCAUGGAGGCGGUGGGUCGGUGACACCCGCGCGGACCCUCACCGGGCGGCGGGCGGACGAACGGACGGACAGGCGGCAGGUUUUCUUCACCAGUGGGUUGUGAGAAAUAGAGACUGAAGAUGAGUGAGCUGGAACAGUUACGGCAGGAGGCAGAGCAGCUGCGAAAUCAGAUCAGAGAUGCAAGGAAAGCAUGUAGUGACACAACUCUUGCUCAGAUCACAACAAGUCUGGACUCAGUGGGUCGGAUUCAAAUGCGAACAAGGCGUACGCUUAGAGGUCACUUAGCCAAAAUCUACGCUAUGCACUGGGGAUCUGACUCAAGGUUACUAGUCAGUGCUUCUCAAGAUGGAAAAUUAAUUAUUUGGGAUAGUUAUACAACAAAUAAGAUGCACGCCAUUCCCUUGAGAUCCUCCUGGGUGAUGACUUGCGCGUACGCGCCGUCUGGAAACUACGUUGCCUGUGGUGGACUGGACAACAUCUGUUCCAUAUACAACUUAAAAACCAGAGAGGGCAACGUGAGAGUGAGCCGGGAGCUGCCAGGGCAUACAGGAUACUUGUCCUGUUGUCGCUUUCUAGAUGACAACCAAAUUGUCACUAGCUCAGGAGACACCACUUGCGCUUUGUGGGAUAUUGAAACUGGUCAACAGACCACCACAUUCACUGGGCAUACUGGCGACGUGAUGAGUCUCUCCCUGAGUCCGGAUAUGAGGACUUUUGUUUCGGGUGCCUGCGAUGCCUCCUCAAAGCUUUGGGAUAUUCGAGAUGGAAUGUGCAGGCAGUCGUUCACAGGGCACGUGUCGGACAUUAACGCAGUUUGUUUCUUCCCUAACGGACACGCAUUCGCCACUGGAUCCGACGACGCCACUUGCCGCCUCUUCGACCUGCGUGCAGAUCAGGAGUUGAUGAUGUACUCGCACGACAACAUCAUCUGCGGGAUCACCUCUGUAGCCUUCUCAAAAAGCGGUCGCCUCUUGCUAGCGGGUUAUGACGACUUCAACUGCAACGUGUGGGAUACUCUGAAAGGGGAGAGGGCAGGUGUCCUUGCUGGCCAUGACAACCGUGUCAGCUGUUUAGGUGUUACUGAUGACGGCAUGGCUGUAGCUACAGGGUCUUGGGACAGUUUUCUCAGAAUCUGGAAUUAACUGGGAGCCAAACAUGUACAUUCUCCAUUUGAGAUCUGGAGAGAUCAAUGCUGCAGCCUAUAGCUGUGAAAUAACAUUUCUACCUUGUAUUUGCAGGUGAAGUUUUUCUAUUCACUGAUUAUUACACAAAACGGCUUUCUGUAAACUAGAAAAAAAAAUCAAGUGAAGAAAUAGGGGAGGGGGGAAGAAAUCACUGACUUUUUAAAAGGGGCCAGCACACAUAAUCAUGGUGACCGACAAACUAAGAGCCAGUCUUUUUGUUUUUGGUGGUUUGGUUAGAUCGUCCUUGAAGGGUUUUUGCUUGUGCUCAGUCUGCUAAUCCUGUACCUUUUUUUGUACAUAACAGAAUAUUCACAUUAUAGCAGCCGAUCAUGUAACAUUUGUCUGUAUGUAAAGAAGUACGUUCGCAUUUUUUAAGGAACUACAUUUAUAGCUUUGCUUUUAACCCGAGAUGUCACUUCUGAGUUUUGUAGUGGACGAACUAGAUUGCUGUUCUAAAUGUUUUUGUGAAUUUACUGUAGAUAAAGCGAAGCCAAUGGUAUGUAUGUGUUUUUAUAAUAGAAGGCAUUUGAAUUUUUUUUUAAAGGCCCUGGAGACUCCCAGUUAAUACCUACCGCCUUAUUCACUCACUUCUUGACCUGCUUGCCUAUUUUUAAUUGUGGGGGUUCUUCCUUCAAGCCAGUGGUUCCUGGUUCAUCCAUUGGCAGUCACGGCCUCCAAACACCAAGGAGUUAACGCCAGGCAGACUUGCAACAACAGCAAAAACAAUUAAAAAAUAAAAUUUAAAAAAAAAAAAUCCGGUUCCAGAAGUAUUAGCCUCCUUCCUGCAGCUUUUCGCAUCAGCUAUUCCACGCAGUCCUUGGGUGCGGGAGCCAAGUGACCUGCAUUGCUCUCGUUAAGUGGCCCAGUGCUUGUCCUUUUGACAAUUCAGCUCUAAAUGAGGUAGUUUUGGCCCAUCACAAACUCCAGCUGAUUUGCUCUAACAGAAUGAUUUGGCAUGAUGCUCAGUGCGCGGAAAGCAGCGUAUCCGCAAAGCUUCCUCAAUCACCCCGAUAAACUGAGGCGUUCAGGAGGACUUUGCUUAGAUUCUUAAAGAUUUCAACGUGCAGUUAAUCUCCUGUAAUCCCCUCCAAAUUAGGGGGCUGCCAAAGCAUACCACAGCCGAAAGCGCUUGUUGUCAGUUAUGUGCAGUGUGAAUUUUACAAGGAAUUGUGUAACUUAGGGUGAACCAAAUAACCUUCCUUACCUGUGUGGCCCUUCGAAACUUCAUACUAUAAACCUAGCGACUUGCUGCUUCUCCUGUGGCCGCAGAGGUCUGCGCCGUGGGGGCUUAUUUAGAUGCUACCUGUUCUGCCCCUCUAACACUGUAAAUAGCCAUUUCCUCUCCUCUUCCUGAUUUCAUUCUGAUUUUGAUGUCAGUUGCUUAUAAACGAUAGGUUCUGAUCAAGUACAGUUGAGUGUAGAUAUAGGAGAAAUCAAGUGACUGAUGCCCAUUUGAAACUACCGGGGAAGACUGCUGAACUCUCUGGUGCCUGGCAGCGUGCCUGCGCUCGCAGUGGAUGUUCUCUUGGGAAUCUGAACAUCUGUGGCCUUUGCGGAAAGUGGAAUGAAGUCUUCUGGCGUCUCUUAAGUGACUUAUUUCAAAGAUAACGCGAAUUUUAAAUCGCCAGGUUGGAAGAUCAUGUUAAUCUGCCCUCGUCUGCCGUUACGGGGAGCCUGGGUCAGGCAGCAGAUAGAAGUGCCCGCUACCUGGCGAUGCGCCAGGCCAGCUCUGUGCCCGAGAUGACGAUUUGUCAGGUUUUCUGACAUUCGUAAUCCUAAAUUUCAGUACUUCCGGACUGUGCCUGUAAACUUGCCGUGUCUGUGAUGGUGAAGGUGCCAAUAAACGUGCCAGGAGAUUGGCCGUUCCCAUUUCACAGGAGAUCCACCGUUUAGAAAAAGGUGCGCCCUGCGCUGGAGCAGCGCACGCCUGCUGCCGGCAGGCCGUGGCGCAGGACCAAAGUCACCCUGUAUUGCAUGUCGCGGGAAUUCCUCAGCGCUUUGCUUUAUGAUCCCUCUGCAUUAACGGAGCUAUGACGGAAUUCUUGUCACUCUGAGGGGAGCAGCUCUUUGGGAUCUUGCAGGCUUCCUGGUUGGUUUAUUUUUUUUUAGUGGUGCACUUAUUUUUUUUUUUGUGAACUCCCAGCUGCCUUGAGUGAAUCAUUCUGGAAAUGUGUUACUAAGGGAUUUUAAGAAAAUAUUCUUUUUCUAAAAAUGCUUUCUCCAUAGAAGCGUGUUUUGAACCGAUUUCCUAGUCAACGCCUUGCGAAGACAGGUGCCAUUUUUACAUUCUGGUAUUAAAACUAGUUUCUACUUGUGAAACCCCAAAAAGAAUUUUACAAACGUGUAUAAUUUUUCUUAAAAGCCCGGGUGGACUGUGAAGGCGGUAACGGCUCUCGUACAGGCAUUACUGGGAAUAAUUUCACUGUCAUCGUUGAUGGGCGAUUGUCUGUUGGAUUGAGCUGCUUUUGAAAUAAAUAAAGGAACGCCAGUGACGUGCUGAUGAGGUUUCCAAAAGCGUCACACAAAUACCUGCCCGUGCCCCAGGGCCGCAGGUCCUGCGGCGGCUCCUUUUGUUGGAGCACGAGGAAGCCUGGGAGAAGCCUGAGCAUCCCGGGGAAGCUUCUUGGGACCUUUAGAUCUGCCACGGUGGUGUUCGCUGUUCAGUUACUGCCCUGGAAAUAGUUUUAAAAAAAAAAAAAAAAAAAUCCAAAGCCUACAGAUUUAAUGUAAGGCAUGUUAUUGUGUGAGGCCAGAUACUGAACUAGCACAGGCUGUGGCACUUCCUUCCCCAAACAGUUGUCAGAGGCCUUCCAAGAGCGAUGCCCUUACUGGAGGGGAUGCAGUUUUAAUGGUAAAAGCUCAAAAAAAAGGGGGAAGGCAAUGAAAUAACCCUUCAUAGGUUUUGCUUAAAAGGUUUUAUUCCCAGCUUUCUCAAAGAAAAUGGGGCAUGCCUGGGGGUUGGUGUAGGCUCCCGUGUGGUGUGUCGCUCCCCUACUACACCGCAGCGGUCACAGCGCUUGCGGGGGCAGCUUACCUGUCUUUAAAAGUUUGUUGCCAAACUCCAUCCUUAGCUGAGCUUCUUUCAUCACGGAAGAGGAGUGACUAAGAACAUGGUGCCAAAGCGGUGGCGAGUAACUCUUUCCCAGCCUCCCCUCUCAAAAGUCAGCUGCUUGAUUGGGGCUCCGGAGGUGGAAGUGUUGUGCCCUGUGUAACGAGAAUAAUUUUUAUCCAGGUAGUGUGUUGGGUUUGUGUGUGUUUUUGUCAGCAUCUGCUAAGGUGGCUUUGCCUUUGCAACAGGGACCACGGCUCAGGCGGGCGCUGGCUUGGGCUUGCUCCCGCGUAGGCGCAGACAACCCUUUUGUUGGUAGAGCGAGUGGCCAAGAGUCUGGAAACCACAAAAAUAAAAAAAGCGCCUCUGCGUGGCAGCUUGCUGGUGUACGCGCGCUCCCCGGGAACGCGGGCCGCUGCCCCUCCGCUGCCAGACCCUCUUUCUCAACUGCAGGCAGGGCGCAGCGGCCGGCAGAGCGCUGCGUCAGCGUAGUGGCCGCAGUAGCUACCGUGGGAAACGGCCCGUGGCUUCAGUAGCCUUUUCCCCGGCCGAAGGCGAGGGCCUGACCUUGACUGGGCAAAGCUGGGCGGCUGCACCAGCCCGGCCGCGUGUGCGCCCUGUAAUGCACGGGUUGGCACUAGUUAACGCGUCAGUUUGUGUAACCGCUUGUCCCACACCGGAGUCCCCGUUACCGUGAGGUGGAACGAAACCCUUGUGAAAACAUUCCAAGAGUGCUUGGUCCCUCCUGGCCGAGGCGGCCGUCGCCUCGCUAGGUUUAGUGCUGUGCUUUCCGAUGUUGGUGAGAGUUAUUGGCUACUUCAGCUCGUUGGUAUAAGUGGUCGUGUAGCAGAAUGACUGAGUUUUGAGAUAGCAUUUCCUGUAAAAGUACUUAAGCAUGGGUUGAUGGUGCACUUUGUAUACAGUCCUCUGGCAUGCAUGCUGGGAAACUACUUCCUACCCUUCAGAGGCACCACAAGCCUUUUUAUCCAAUUGCUGGUUAUGUAAAAUACAUGCAGAAUGUUAAUGCGGUGUUGUUAUGGUAAAUGUGUGACAGUGUUACUAAUCGAUAUAACUGAUAACCGAUUACAUGUGCCUGACAUUCUUAUACCACACAGUAUGUUUCGGUUUUAACUAAUAUGGACUUCGAUGGAAUAGUCUUAGGUAUUUCAAGCCUUUGUUUUACUUACACAAUGGUGCUCUAUUGGUGGGGUUGUUUUCUCCUUUUUUUAAAAUAAAAGCAGCUGAACACUUGUAGUACGUAUUACAUCCAAAGGAGUCCACAACAACAUGCUUCUGAACAUGCUUGAUUUUGAGUUGCCGUCGGUUUCCAGCGUUUCUCACCGGCUACGUUUCCUUGGGGUUUUGGGGGGGGGGGCUGCUUUUUUUUUUUUUAAAUUGUUGCUGACUACUUUGGAAAACUUUGGUAACGUUACCAAUGAUGAAGUGAUUCUGCACUGCCUUUGGAUUGUGUAUGUAUUCAGAAACAGUCUUAAAGCUUUUAUUUAAGCUAUUAAAAAACCAGGGACUUGUGCCAUUUGUUCUUUAACAGUGCUGUUGUAAAAAGACUUCCCUGUGAAAAAAAAAAUCACUCGCUAUGAACUCUGUUUAUAGCUUUUUUUUUUUUCCACGAUGGAUCUUUUUUCUUUGUAUUUGUACAGUGGCUCAGUGAAAAAUGUUGCCAUGAGUUGAUAUUGUAACCAAUAAACAAGUGCUUUUAACCAGA